This is a messenger RNA of Parnassius mnemosyne (clouded apollo), 1239 nucleotides long. NCBI's taxonomy places the organism in Eukaryota, Metazoa, Arthropoda, Insecta, Lepidoptera, Papilionidae. The record is from the annotation of a GenBank genome assembly.
AUGACACCGGCAACGGCGCUUGACACAGUAGCGUUAGUAGGUUUAUUGUUUGUUUCAUUAAAGAAAAGAAAAUUUAAACGAAGACACCGUGAACAGUGUUGCAAAGCAUGGUUACUGCAAAGAAAACAGUACUCUCAUGUCAAGUUAUUGAAACAAUUGAAAUUGGAGCCGAAAAAUUACCGCAAUUAUCUACGAAUGGAUGAAAAAACGUAUCUUAAACUGUUAUCAGCGGUGACUCUCUUAAUUGAGAAGCAGGGUACAAUAAUGAGAAAAGCUAUAUCGCUUCAUGAAAGACUGACAUUGACGUUAAAAUACCUUGCAACAGGGAGAACAUACGAGUGUUUUUCCUCUCUAGCAAUGACAGGACAACUGACGCCUGCGCAGGCGACCGCCACACACGCUCAGAUGGAAUCUUACGCAGAAAAGGGACCGUACCAACUAGUUGGAUUACAUCUUGUUCAAACGAUAAUCGACACAGUUUUCUUAUUUUCAGGCAUUGCUUUGGCAAGUGAGAGCGGCCGCAUCGUGGGUGGACAGCCGGCAUUAAUCGAAACCUACCCAUCGCUUGUCCAAGUAGACUUCUACAACCACAUCGGAGACAUUUGGUCUCAGUCAUGCGCUGCCAAUAUUCUUACUUCUAUAUUCGUUCUCUCUGCAGCUCACUGCUUUGAUGGACCCUUGUAUACAGCACGAUGGCGACGCAUCAGAGCUGGUUCCACCGAUCGCAACUUAGGUGGCGUUCUGGCCUACGUUGUACUAAGAUACAAUCACCCCAACUACGGAAAAUUGGGUCUAGACAGCGAUAUAUCCAUGGUUAGGCUACAAACACCCCUAAUAUACACACCAGUGAUACAGCAGGGUACAAUCAUCGCACAGGGCGCGGUGAUCCCAGAUAACGUCCCAGUGGUGCAUGCUGGUUGGGGCGCAACUUCGCAAGGAGGCAUUGCAUCUAACGUACUUCUCGACACCACUAUCUACACAAUAAAUAACGCAGUCUGCGCCGAACGUUACCGCACCCUUCCUCAACCCGCAAUAGUCACAGAAAACAUGAUUUGCGCUGGCCUUCUGGACGUUGGAGGGCGCGACGCUUGCCAAGGUGACUCCGGUGGUCCCCUUUACUACGGCGACAUCAUCGUUGGUAUCGUCUCCUGGGGUCAUGGCUGCGCUAACGCCACCUUCCCUGGUGUCAGCACCGCAGUCGCUCCGUACUCAGACUGGAUUGUAUGGAUCGCUUCUUAA